GAAUCACAAAAGUACAGUCCAACACAGAUAAUAUGAGGUUACACUAUUUGCUUCAGACAAGAUCACACACAACUUGUAAAACACCCCUAAUUAAGUUGGACGAUUUCACUCCAUUCAAUUGAAAAUCAUCCUUCACAAUACAACCAAAUUGAAACGAUGCGGUCAAAUGUUUGUACCAUGAUCCUAUACAAGUUGUAUAUUGCAUCUACUAGUACAUAUUUUUUUAAGAAAGGUACGUGAGUCUAAAGAUCCCUUAUCUCAAGUUCUCAAGAAUAACCCAAUACGAGUAAAAUCUAAAAAUCUCCUCAUCUUCAAAAAAAAAAUUAAAAAAAAAAAUAAAAAAAAAAAUACUAGGCUAUGUCCUUUAGAACUGCUAUGCUUGGCUGACUCAAUCUGCUCUGCUGAUACAUGUUCUGCUUUGCUGAAAUCUGCUCCCAUCUGCCUAAAAACUCAAAAUAACAUGACCUUAAAGUUGUGAAAGAAGCCAACAAAACUUCCCAAAGAAGGCAAGUAAAGGAAGAACAACAUCCAAACUCCAAUUCACACGGAAAAAGGGUUAUCACUUUAUUGGUGUUGACGGUGCAUAGUACGAGUACACUACUCGAGCCCAUUGCUUUAAAUUCCUUCAUUUGGUUGACUACGAGUCUACGAGUAUAUCUCAAUAUAAAUACACUUCCAUCUUUUAUUUAUCACAUAUAGUAGUAACUCUUUCUCUUCUCAAAGUCUUCAUCUUUCUCUCUUAAUAUAGGAUCAAAUUGAACAACACUUCAACGAAGAUCUCGGAUUACUCUCCUUAUAAAAUCCAGAAUAAUGAAGAAAGUGGUGUUGAAAUUGGAUGUUCAUGACGAGAAGUGCAAGCAAAAGGCAAUGAAGAUGGCCUCUUCUGUUUCUGGGCUUGAUUCAAUUUCAAUGGACAUGAAAGAGAAAAAAUUGACACUAACAGGCGACAUAGAUCCGGUGGCAUUAGUGAGGAAACUCAGAAAAGUGUAUCAUACAGAAAUUGUCUCAGUUGGGCCUGCAAAAGAGCCCGAGAAGAAAAAAGAUGAGCCCAAGAACCAAGAGGACAAUAAGAAGAAAGAUCAGCCCAAGAAACAAGAGCCCAAAUUCCAGGCCCAAGUUGGUGAGUUUGUAACGGGCUUUUACACACCUCCCUAUUAUGUCCACUAUCAUCCUGUAAGCAACCACAGUGUGGAAGAAAAUCCAAACUCUUGUGUUAUUUGUUAAAUAGUUUAAUUUUCAAAGCUUAACAAUUAAUAAUGUUUAGUCAUUUUAUGAGUUUUGCCUUGUAUUUUAAAUGGAAUGUAGUAGAGAUGCUUAAUGUAUAGUUAUCAGCAAUAAUGUAAGAAUUGAAGAGUUUGUUAAUUGUUGUAUAAAAUAUAAUUAUUUU
Molecule: messenger RNA, 1387 nt
Organism: Chenopodium quinoa (quinoa)
Lineage: Eukaryota; Viridiplantae; Streptophyta; Magnoliopsida; Caryophyllales; Amaranthaceae
Product: heavy metal-associated isoprenylated plant protein 39-like
Exons: 3
Coding region: 811-1224 (137 amino acids)
Molecular function (GO): metal ion binding
Source: RefSeq, a predicted model, not a curated record